GUGUCCCAAAUGUAAAGAUGCUAUUUAAUUAAGGGGAAAUGAUAAUCUAUGUUAACAUGUAAUUUGUUUUCGUGGUAAUUUACAGACGGUCCCUUGCGCCUGCACCUACGAUAGACCAUUGACGUUCAGAGCGCUCAGAGCAGAAGUGAGGAGGACAGGCUACAGGCUUCAGAGAACGCGACCGCUUUUACCUAGGCUACUGCUUCUGCGGAACUUGGUUCUUAGCCUAAAUCAGCGGUCUCUUCAAGCCUGCGUAUGUUGACUGAACGUGACCGGUUUGAGUUCGUUUUUGUAACUCCUCUAAACUGGUUAUCAAAGCAACUUUGACUCGAUUCAAUACAGGAUUCCCUCGCGAAUCUCCAAUUACUAGCCAUUAAAAGGGUGGUCAGUGAGAAACUAUUGUUGCAGUCUCUCACUUUUAUUUAGUUAAAGCUACUUUUGGAGUUUAUUUCAAGCGUAUGACGCAUUGCGCAUCAUUGCCCCGGGGUUCGAGGGCUAGGCGCUUCAACAUGGACUGAAGCAGCCUGUUCUGGAUACUUUGAAAGGGAACAAGACAUCAAGAAUAAGAGAGAGAGAGUUGUUAUUCUCUAAAUUUCAGUAGGCUACAACAUCAACAUGGAAGAAGAAGACGGGCACCAGGAGAACGGUAUCCACGCCACCAAAGAUUCGGACCGACAGUUUAGACUGAGGCUCUGUGUUUUAAACGAAAUCUUAAACACUGAGAGGGAUUACGUUCGGACUUUGCUUUUCCUUCAAUCGGCCUUUUUACAAAGAAUCAGGCAGACAGCAGAUGAACAGCAGUGUCUGGCCCCAGAACAUGUCAAGAUCUUGUUCUCCAACAUCGAGGCCAUCCUUGACGUACACAAAGAGGUCCUGUCAGCCGUGGAGGGAAGCCUGCAGCCCGAGCCCCAGCCUCAGCACGCCCUAGGACACGUGUUCCUGCAGUUUAGGGGUCGUUUCUCCGUGUAUGGAGAGUACUGCAGUAACCAUGAGAAAGCCCUCCGCCUGCUGAUGGAGCUCAACAAGAUCCCACACAUCAGGACCUUCCUACUGCACUGUAUGCUGUUGGGAGGGAAGAAGAGCACAGACGUUCCUCUGGAGGGCUACCUGCUAAGCCCCAUCCAGAGGAUCUGCAAGUACCCUCUCCUGCUGAAGGAGCUCCUGAAGAGGACCCCGAAGAAGCAUCCCGACUACCCGGCGGUGGAGGAAGCCCUGCAGGUGAUGAAGGCCGUGUGCUCCAACAUCAACGAGACCAAGAGGCAGAUGGAGAAACUGGAGGCCCUGGAGCAGCUCCAGUCCCACAUCGAGGGCUGGGAGGGAACCAACCUGACAGACAUCAGCACAGAGCUGCUUCUCCAUGGUAACCUUCUCAAGAUCUCAGCAGGCAACAUCCAGGAGAGAGUGUUCUUCCUGUUUGACAACCUCCUGGUGUACUGCAAGAGGAAGUCCAGGGUUUCUGGGAAGAAGUCUACCAAGAGGACCAAGUCCAUCAAUGGUCCACUAUAUUUGUUCAGGGGAAGAAUCAACACUGAGGUGAUGGAGGUGGAAAACGUUGAGGAUGGAACAGCGGACUAUCACAGUAACAACUACACAGUGACCAAUGGCUGGAAGAUCCACAACACGGCCAAGAACAAGUGGUUUGUCUGCAUGGCCAAGAAUGCAGAAGACAAGCAGAAGUGGCUGGACGCCAUCUUGAGGGAGCGUGAACAAAGAGAGAGUGAGUGAAGCAAAGAUAUCUUUUGUUUAU
Hypomesus transpacificus is the source of this 1747-nucleotide messenger RNA. RefSeq names its product phosphatidylinositol 3,4,5-trisphosphate-dependent Rac exchanger 1 protein-like. Gene Ontology annotation, molecular function: guanyl-nucleotide exchange factor activity. Gene Ontology annotation, biological process: intracellular signal transduction. The coding region runs from base 616 to 1725 and encodes 369 amino acids. The record is from RefSeq and is a predicted model, not a curated record. Lineage: Eukaryota; Metazoa; Chordata; Actinopteri; Osmeriformes; Osmeridae. The transcript is spliced from 9 exons.